AUGGAGACACUGGCUCAGACCAUGAAUAUUUCCAAGGUGAUGCUAGAUGGCAGCUUCACUAACAGCUCCUCCAACUGUACAAUUGACAGCUUCAAACAAGCAAUUUAUCCCAUCAUGUAUCUCUUUAUCUUCUUCCUGGGUGCUGUUGGAAACAGCCUCUCCAUUUAUGUUUUCUUCCAGACUUCACAAAGGACCUCAGUGAACAUUUACAUGCAGAACUUGGCUGUUUCAGACCUCAUGUUUGUGAGCACUUUGCCCUUUCGAGCCUCGUAUUUCCUCUUGGGAUCACGUUGGAUAUUUGGUGAUAUCCUCUGCAGGAUCAUGACUUACACCUUGUACAUGAACAUGUACUGCAGCAUUUAUUUCCUCACCGUGCUCAGCGUGGUUCGUUUCGUAGCCAUCGUCCACCCGUUCAAACGUGAAAAAGUCACCAACCAGAAAUAUGCCAGGAUAACCUGUGGGGCCAUAUGGAUCUUCGUGCUGGCAGCUGCCAGCCCUCUGUUAAACAAGGGAGUUGCUGGCUACAGCAACCCAGCCAAAUGCUUGGACCUCCACCCCUCCAGCACACACAGGGUCCUCAUGAUGAACAGCUUUGUCCUCGUCGUGGGCUUCAUUCUGCCCUUCUGCACAAUUGUGUUCUGCUACGUCUUUGCCAUCCGAGCGCUGCUCAAGGCCAGGGCUCCGCAGACAAAGAGGGCAGUCUGUCACAGGAAGGCACUGCUGACCAUUACCAUCAGUCUCAUCCUCUCCCUCGUCUGCUUCCUGCCAUAUCACAUCCUGAGAACUGCCCACCUGGUGCACAGCAGCUGCAGCCACGCCAAGCUGCACCAGGCGCUGGUGGUCACUCUCUGCCUCGCUGCCAUGAACAGCUGCCUCGAUCCCUUCCUCUAUUACUUUACUGCUGAAAAUUUCAAAGCAAAAAUCAGAAGUUUGUGCUGCAGGUAG
Messenger RNA from Oenanthe melanoleuca, 945 nucleotides. RefSeq names its product cysteinyl leukotriene receptor 2 (gene CYSLTR2). Gene Ontology annotation, molecular function: G protein-coupled receptor activity. Gene Ontology annotation, cellular component: plasma membrane. NCBI's taxonomy places the organism in Eukaryota, Metazoa, Chordata, Aves, Passeriformes, Muscicapidae. The transcript has a single exon. The coding region runs from base 1 to 945 and encodes 314 amino acids. The record is from RefSeq and is a predicted model, not a curated record. Gene Ontology annotation, biological process: G protein-coupled receptor signaling pathway.